This is a messenger RNA of Humulus lupulus (European hop), 904 nucleotides long. RefSeq names its product protein GET1. Lineage: Eukaryota; Viridiplantae; Streptophyta; Magnoliopsida; Rosales; Cannabaceae. The coding region runs from base 57 to 602 and encodes 181 amino acids. The record is from RefSeq and is a predicted model, not a curated record. The transcript has 7 exons. Gene Ontology annotation, biological process: tail-anchored membrane protein insertion into ER membrane.
AAAGUUAACCAAAGCUUAAUUCUCAUUCGCAUCCGAGAUACGAAAGAGGAAAAGCCAUGGCAGACUCAUCAGAAGAAGCUCUCGAGGUUCGCCGGGGUUCGGUGGCUGCAACCCUAAUCUUCACCAUCGUAAUUGCUUUCCAGUUCAUUUCCAGGUGGCUCGAACACUUGAAGAAGAAAGGAUCGAAGACUGCGACGGAGGUCCAGCUACGUGAGGAGAUAAAGAAGCUUAUGAAGGAAGCCAGUAGUUUGUCGCAACCAUCUACGUUUGCACAGGCUGCCAAGCUUAGAAGAAUGGCCGUUGCAAAGGAGAAAGAGCUUAUGAAUUAUCAAGAAUCACAUAAAAACGAGCUGAAAGUAUCUUGUGAAUUGUAUCUGAAAGUCUUCUUCGCGGUAAAGGUCUUAACUUAUCUUGUGCUGGUAUGCUGGUUUUGGAGGGUCCCUGUGGCCACCAUAUCUGAGCAGCUUGUCCAACCCUUUGGCAAGGUGUUAUCAUGGAAGGGUGGAGGAAUUUUGAAUGACAAUGUCAUGGUAGGAAUCAUACCCUGGUUAAUAUUAUCUACAAGGGUUAGCAAAUUCAUUUGUAGACUUUUCAAAUUUUAGGAUUCAAGUGAUUAAUAUAAUAUGCCUAAUUAGAAGCAUAAUUUGUUUUUUUUUAUUACAAAUUAGGGAGUUUUGCUGCUGAGUUUUUGUCUAUUGCUUCAUAUGAUUUCUUGGAUUGUAUGUAUGUGUAAAGUAGCUUUUCGGUAAAGCUUGAUAGAAAAAUGUUGAAUGCUAUGAUUGGGUAUUUUUCAUGGCCAUUCAUUUUUUUUAGGUCUUGUGUUAUCUUUCUUAAAAUAGAACAUAACAUCGAAAGCAUUUUGUAACGAAAACGCAAGUUCGCUAAAAUUGUUCUAUUCUGUCAA